AUGGUUCCAAAGCCCUCCAAAUGGGCCGUCGAUGACGACGAAGACGCGGCCGCUGCGCAAGCCGAGCGGAGGCGGGAGAAAGCAGAAAGAAAGCGACUCAAGGGAGACAAAGCCCGCAGUGUCGCUCCGUCAACCACCGUCACCGCUACUCCUUCUACCACCACCAUCACGAGCGCGGCGCGGUACGCCUCCACGACGGAUGACAAUGAGCGACCAAGUAAACGUCCACGGAGAUCACUGGACGAGGAAGAGAAUGGAGCAGCACAGGCAACACAGCCGCAGGUGGAAAGCGAAGAGGUGGAGGAGGGCGCACACUUGCUACAGUUCCCCAGGCGGGAGUUCGGCCCUUGCGACCACGUCGGGCAGUUCGAGCAGCUGAACGAUAUCGAAGAAGGCUCCUACGGCGUGGUUUCGCGAGCGCGGAGGAAGACCUCUGGCGAGAUCGUUGCCCUGAAGAGGCUGAAGAUGGACCACACCAACGACGGCUUCCCGGUGACGGGACUACGAGAGAUACAGACACUGAUGGCGUGUCGGGACGCGAACGUGGUCAAGCUGCUCGAGGUGGUCAUGGGCGACAGUUUGAAAGAGGUCUACCUCGUGAUGGAGUUCCUCGAACACGACCUUAAGACCCUCCUCGACGACAUGGCCGAGCCAUUCCUCCCCUCGGAGACCAAGACGCUCAUGCUACAGAUCGUCUCGGGCGUCGAGUACCUCCACGCGAACUGGAUCCUGCAUCGCGACCUCAAGACGUCGAACCUCCUCCUCAACAACCGCGGCGAGAUCAAGCUGGCAGACUUUGGCAUGGCGCGAUACACCUCCAGACCUCCGCCGAAGCUGACCCAGCUGGUGGUGACGCUGUGGUACCGGGCACCCGAGCUGCUGCUGGGCGCGGAGGAGUACGACUUUGAAGUCGACGUGUGGAGCGUCGGGUGCAUCUUCGCCGAACUGCUCACGCGGGAACCCCUGUUCCAAGGCCGCAACGAAGUCGACCAGCUCUCCAAGAUCUUCAUGCUCCUGGGGACCCCGACGCGGGAGUCGUGGCCGGGCUUCCGCUCCCUCCCCAACGCCAAAGCACUGCACCCUCUCCUGACGACCUCGUCCAAGACCGCGACGACGACAUCGUCCCUCACGGCCUCCAAGUUUCCCUACCUCACCAGCGCCGGCCUGCGCCUCCUCUCCUCCCUCCUCUCGCUGAACCCGGCUUCGCGCCCCACGGCCGCCGACGUCCUCAACCACCCUUACUUCAGGGAAGACCCCCGCCCCAAACCCAAGGAGUUGUUCCCGACUUUCCCCAGCAAGGCCGGCCAGGAGAAGCGGCGCAAACGAGAGACGCCCCAGGCGCCCGCCCGCGGGGACGCGCCCAGGCUCGACGAGAAGGAGGUCGAGGGCAUCUUCAAGGGGUGGGACACGGAGGGCGAGGAGAAGGGCGGCGGCUUUGCUCUACGCUUAGGUUAG
Messenger RNA from Fonsecaea pedrosoi CBS 271.37, 1455 nucleotides. RefSeq lists its product as uncharacterized. The coding region runs from base 1 to 1455 and encodes 484 amino acids. The transcript has 2 exons. Gene Ontology annotation, molecular function: ATP binding; cyclin-dependent protein serine/threonine kinase activity. Gene Ontology annotation, cellular component: nucleus. The record is from RefSeq and is a predicted model, not a curated record. Gene Ontology annotation, biological process: regulation of mitotic cell cycle; protein phosphorylation. NCBI's taxonomy places the organism in Eukaryota, Fungi, Ascomycota, Eurotiomycetes, Chaetothyriales, Herpotrichiellaceae.